Molecule: messenger RNA, 3300 nt
Organism: Synchiropus splendidus (mandarinfish)
Lineage: Eukaryota; Metazoa; Chordata; Actinopteri; Syngnathiformes; Callionymidae
Gene: nsmaf
Product: neutral sphingomyelinase (N-SMase) activation associated factor
Exons: 30
Coding region: 124-2934 (936 amino acids)
Molecular function (GO): protein binding
Source: RefSeq, a predicted model, not a curated record
AGUGAGAGCUCUGUCGGCGUCUCUGCGGCGGGAUCGUUUGUCUUGGGCGGGUCACGUGGUGUCCGGCAAGUUUCCGUGUUUACAGACCGUCGCUGCAGCAGCUCGGGAGGAUGUGGAGCCGUCAUGGCCUUUUUAAAGACACAAGAACGGGCUAAAGGAAGGUUUUCUCUUCUGAUGCUCGAUUUGGAGGAGUACUUUUUCGAGCAGCACACUGCGUACGAUGUGACAGUUCGCUCACCCAGAAAGUCCAGAGGAUCCUUUAAGGUCUGCUCCAGGUCCAUUAUAUUUGAUCCAGAAGAUUGCACUGAACCAAUAAUAAAGAUACCAUUUCGAGACUGUCAGAAGAUCGAAAUUUUGGAAAAAGACAGGAACCCCUUCCACGAGCCCAAACCGUCUUCCAUUUCUAUUCUAUGUGGACAAGUCAUUUACAUCAAAGAAAGCAAUGUCAUCGCGCCCUAUAGAAUUGAAAGGACCACAAAGAAGCUGGUCUUUCAGUUGGAGAUCUGGAAUAAAACAGAAGACAUUGUUCAAACGCUGCUGCAGCUCCACCGAGCAUCUUGUCUGGAAAAACUGGGCGAUCAGACUGCAAUGAUUGAAGCCAAUCUCCAGUCCCGACUUGCAAGAACAGCGUUCGACAAGUACUGCUUCCAGAGUGUCGCAGAGAAGCCACACAUGGAGUGUGCGGUGGAGAUGGUCAGUCCUCUGGUGUCCAACCCGGGCCACGUCUGUGUAACCAAUGAGAACCUUUACUUCCAACCGUUGAGUGGAUAUCCGGACAAGGUGAUUCGGAUCAAACUCAGCAGAGUCAGAAGGAUAUACAAGCGCCGCCAUGGACUAAGGCCCCUGGGACUGGAGGUUUUCUGCAGCGAAAACGACUUCUGCUCCGACAUCUACCUGAAGUUCUACAGCACCACAGACAGAGACGACAUUUACUACUACAUUGCCACUUUCCUGGAGAACCACGUGACAGAGCAGACAGCAGAGAGCUUCAUGCUGCUGUGGCAGCGUGGGCUGUUGAGUAACUACCAGUAUCUCCUCCACCUCAACAACCUGGCUGACCGCAGCUGCAACGACCUCUCCCAGUAUCCCGUCUUUCCCUGGGUCAUCGCUGACUACACCAGCGCAGAACUAGAUAUGACUAACCCGUCCAGCUUCAGAGACCUCAGCAAACCCAUCGGUGCCCUGAACCAAGAGCGCUUGGACAGACUGCUGGCUCGCUACUACGGGAUGCCCGAGCCUCGCUUCAUGUAUGGAAGCCACUACUCAUCUCCAGGAUACGUCCUUUUCUACCUGAUGCGAGUCGCUCCAGAGCACAUGUUGUGCCUCCAGAACGGGCGCUACGAUCACGCGGAUCGCAUGUUCAACAGUGUUGCGGAAACCUGGAAGAACUGCUUGGAAGGAGCGACGGACUUCAAAGAGUUGGUACCAGAGUUUUACGGCUCUGACCCGAGCUUUCUGGAGAAUAAACUCAAUCUGGAUUUGGGGAGAAAACAGAGUGGAAGCCUAGUGGGAGAUGUCAUCCUCCCGCCGUGGGCGUCAGAUGUCAGCGAUUUUCUGCAGAAGAACAGCAUGGCACUAGAGAGUGAGUUUGUGUCAGAGCACCUCCACGAGUGGAUUGACUUGGUGUUUGGCUUCAAACAGAGAGGAACUGCAGCCGAAGCAGCUCAGAACGGUAAACUGCGCUGGUACCAUCUGUGGAUUUCUCAUUUGCCUGUCGAGUCUAAACCCACUUUGGUUUGUGGUCUUGCAGUGUUUCACCCUCUCACUUACGAAGGCGGCAUCGACUGCGACAGCAUCGACGACCCGGACGAGAGAAUCGCCAUGCUGACACAAAUACUGGAGUUCGGCCAGACGCCCACCCAGCUCUUCACCAGUCCUCACCCGCAGAGGAUCACCUCCAAGCUGCAGACCAUCACGCGAAGUUCUAGCAUCAACUCACCAAACAGUGACUUCUCUCCAGUGUCGGCGAAUGAGGAUUCAUCGUUCGAAGACCUGACGGAGGAGAGCAGGAAGAUGGCCUGGGGCAACAUGGGCAACUUGACAGCAGUCACCAAACACAAGAUCCAUAAAGAAGCAGUGACGGGCAUCGCAGUGACUCGAGAUGGAAGCGCCGUUUUCUCCACGUCCCAAGAUUCCACGCUGAAGAUGUUUUCCAAGGAGAUGAGGGAGUUCCAGAGAAGCAUGUCUUUCUCCAACAUGGCUUUGUCCUCCUGCCUGAUGCUGGCUGAUGGGAAGACGGUCGUCUGCUCCUCCUGGGACAACAACGUAUAUUUCUACUCGAUCCCGUUUGGCCGGCGCCAGGACACGCUCAUGGGUCACGACGACGCCGUCAGCGCAGUGUGUUGGUUUAAUGACCAGCUGUACACGGCGUCCUGGGACUCCACAGUGAAGGUGUGGAAGUGUUCGCCUGAGAGUUUGAGCAGCCACAAGAGGUCGCAAUUUCCGCUGCUUGCUGAGUUGGAACAUGACGCUGGGGUCAACACUGCUGGUCUGAAUCCGUCUGGGUCUCUCCUGGCGACCGGCUGUAAAGAUGGCUCCAUCUCUAUCUGGGACACCGGCAGCUUCGGAGGCCUGCAGCAGGUCCACUGUCACAGCGGGACCAUCCUCCAUCUAUCGUUCAGUCCCGAUAGUCGGAAUGUUCUUAGUGUUGGGGAGGACUGUUGCAUGAAAGUCACAGACGUCCAGACCGGAAUGGUGAUGUCAUCGGUGAAGGCUGCAGAGGAGCAAAGGUGUUUCUGCUGGGACGGGAGCACAGUCUUAUGUGGGGGGCAGUCAGGUGACCUCCUUCUGUGGGAUCUGCUGAGCAACACUCUGAUCAAAAGGAUUCCUGCUCACUCAGGUCCAGUCACCAGCAUGUGGAUGAACGAGCUCUGCACGAGCGUGAUCACGGGCGGCGAGGACAGGCAGACCAUCUUCUGGAAGAUGGACUCCUAAGGACUCUGGGUACAAAAACCUUUCGCAUUAUACUCGACAAAGAAGCAUCUUGAUUAUCAGCAUAUAAAACCACAGAGUGGACACUGGCAACACUGUGCGAGGAGCGAUGUUCGUAGUCUCUCAGGAAAUCCAAAGUAGGUCAAAUAGAGUUGCUGGCUUCAGUCUCAUUGACAGGAAGUUGUCAUUUGUAUUAUUUUUUUUGUUUGCUGUGUACAUUUUUUUAUCUCUAGAUUUUAUUCUCCUGAUACGCUGUGCUGUUGUACAUGUUUGGAUGCCGGGUUAUCUUUCUUUCCCUUGUUGCUCUGUGGCAGGACUGUACACGCCUGUAGUGUUUGCAUAAUAAAUCAUAUCAACCAUGGACUUCAA